Papaver somniferum (opium poppy) is the source of this 1743-nucleotide messenger RNA. RefSeq names its product zinc finger CCCH domain-containing protein 12-like. Lineage: Eukaryota; Viridiplantae; Streptophyta; Magnoliopsida; Ranunculales; Papaveraceae. The record is from RefSeq and is a predicted model, not a curated record. The coding region runs from base 122 to 1513 and encodes 463 amino acids. Gene Ontology annotation, molecular function: metal ion binding; mRNA binding. The transcript is spliced from 7 exons.
GUCUUUCUCCCCCUCUCUCUCUCCCUCUCUCUCUCUCUCUCUCUACAGUGUCGAGUUCACUUUCCUAUCUAAAAUCCAAAAAAAAACAUAGAGAAUUAGGGUUUUGAAAUGCACAUAGAAAAUGGGAGAAGAAGAAGAUUAUGAGAAAAUUAAUUCAUCAUCAUCAUCAAAAUCUCAAGAACAAGAAGAAAUCAAAAUAGAAUCAUCAUCACCAUCUCAUUCAUCUGUUGCACAUCAUCAUGAAAUUCAUCAUGAUCCUGCUAUCAUCCAUGCCCUAGAAGGAGAUUUUCAUAACCUAAGGUUACAGCAACAUCAACAACAUGAAGAAAGCAAUGGUGUUAAUUAUCAUAAAGAUGCGAUUUAUAGUAAUAAAAAUGGAAGCUUUUUGCAGUAUCCAUUGAGACCUGAUGAACCUGAUUGUUCAUUUUAUCUUCGUACCGGAGCUUGUCGAUAUGGUUUGAAUUGUAGAUUCAAUCAUCCUCAUAAUCGAAACAAAGAUCAUGUUCGAUUUCAACAAACCCACUUCCCAGAAUCACUAAAGGUUGUUAAGGAGAAGGAUAAUAAGGAAGAAUAUCCUGAAAGACCAGGAGAACCAGAAUGCAAGUAUUACUUAAAGACAGGAGCUUGUAAGUACGGGAAAGAUUGUAGAUACGAUCAUCCCCGAGAAAAAACUGCAGUUGGACCAGCUCAGCACUUUAACUUUCUGGGACUGCCAAUUCGACCGGGGGAGAAAGAAUGCCCCUUCUACAUGCGUGUGGGCUCUUGUAAAUUCGCAACAAAUUGCAGGUUUCAUCAUCCUGACCCUGGGGAAGCGGUAGGAUUGGAUCCGAGCUCAGGAUAUCAUAGUGGCAUGUCUGUUCCUUUACAAUCAGGCGGCACUUCUCAAUCAUCUGCAUCUUGGUCUUCACCUAGAACCUCAAAUGAUCCUGUUCCUUAUGCAUCACGAUCAUAUUCUGGACUGAUGGCUUCACCAUCUCAAGGGACACAACAAAAUCUAGAGUGGGAUGGAUAUCAGGGUCCAGUAUAUCCACCAAAGGGAAAUACCAAUUCAGCAUCAGCUCCAUUCAAGAACAAUUCCAUCAGAAAAACAGAUGGGUCCAAGCAUUAUCGUCAUCAGCAGCAGAUGGCCACUGAUGAGUUCCCUGAGAGACCUGGAGAACGUGAAUGCCAAUACUUCGUGAGAAAUGGGGAUUGUAAAUAUAGAUCUGCUUGUAGGUUUGAUCAUCCGAAGAAUCGGCUGCAAAAUUCACCUGCUCUCAGUCCCAUGGGCCUACCUCUGAGACCUGGUGAAGAAAUUUGCUCACACUAUAGUCACUAUGGCAUUUGCAAGUUUGGACCUGCUUGUAAGUUUGAUCAUCCAUUAAAUUACGAUGGCUCUUCAGCUGCUGCUCCAACUAUGUCCACUUCGGAUCAGCUUACACACUUUGAUGAUGCUGCAAGUUCGGGGUCGUCUCGAAGGACAGGAUAUGAAAAUGGGAACGGAAACGAGGCUGUAAUCCAGCAGUUGCUGUAAGAUUUUUGUUAUAUUCCUGAAGAAUUCUGGGUUUGGAUUGUCUUUUUCUUUCUUGUGUUUUUUUUCAGGGUUGUUGUAGUGUGGAAACAAAUAAGUUAUUUAGUGUUUCAUCUAAGAACCCGAUGGGCAAAUGUUGUAAAUUUGUCUCUUCAGCUUAAAAUCUGAUUUGUAACUUUGUAAGUUAGCCUAACUUGUUUCUCUAAUCAUAUUAAGAGACUGUUAUUCUCAAA